GUACAUCUAAUUAAAAAAUAAUUCACGCAGCGCAUGUGCGAACAUCCCCCACCAUACUACCGAGCGAAUUACCGGAGUUGUCUGCCAUCUGAUUGAACUGGAGGUAAAGAGAGAGACCAACCGAUAAAACGAUGCCGCAGGCACGUUGGUGGAAUGCUGUUAUCGCGAGCAGUCGGCCUAGGACGUGGGAACAACUGACUGUCUCCGCCUCCGCGGGUUCAGGGACAUCGGCAGGAAAAACACCCAUAUGUCCGACGACUGAAGCUGUAAUCCACCGGCCGGCUACCAUCAGAACAUUACAUCGCGGCAUGGCGAGCGGUCAACCUGGAACCAAAAUCCUCACUGAGGACAAUGUCUUCACGAAUCUUCGGAAAAUGGAGUACGCAGUGCGCGGACCACUCCUUUUACGUGCUCUCGAGAUCGAAAAGGAACUUCAAAAGGGAGUCAAGAAACCAUUCAAGGAGGUGAUAAAGGCAAAUGUGGGAGAUGCACAUGCUAUGGGCCAACAGCCUAUCACUUUCUUGAGGCAAGUACUGACCCUGACGGUAUCGCCGAAUCUUCUCAGUGAUCCUAACUAUCCUGAAGACGUGAAGGAUCGAGCUAAGACUAUCUUAUACCAUUGUAAAGGAGGCAGCAUUGGCUCGUAUUCGGAAUCGGCAGGAAUUGAGAUCAUCCGGAAACAUAUUGCUCAAUACAUUCAAGAUCGCGAUGGAAUUCCAUCUGAUUAUCAUAAUAUCAUCCUCUCGAACGGCGCCUCGGAUGGAAUUAAAUCCUUUUUGAAGCUGUUUAACGAAAAAAUAGACGGUAAACCAUCCGGUGUGAUGAUUCCAAUUCCACAGUAUCCUUUAUAUUCUGCCACUCUAGCUGAAUUUGGUUUGGGUCAAAUUGGUUACUAUUUAAAUGAAGAAAAUAAAUGGGCAUUAGAUAUUUCUGAAUUGGAUAGAGCAUUAAAUGAAUCAAGAAGAAUGUGUAACCCUCGUGUACUGGUCGUAAUAAAUCCUGGUAAUCCAACUGGACAAGUUCUUACACGUACCAAUAUCGAGGACAUUAUUCGAUUUGCAUAUAAAAAUCAUUUGUUCUUAUUGGCUGACGAGGUUUAUCAAGAUAAUGUUUAUGAUAAAGAUAGUGCCUUCCAUUCAUUUAAGAAAGUAAUGACGGAGAUGGGAGAACCUUAUUGUAAAAUGGAACUGGCUUCCUUUAUGUCUAUUUCUAAAGGUUAUAUGGGAGAAUGUGGAAUCCGCGGCGGUUAUGGAGAAAUUAUUAAUAUGGAUCCUAAAGUAAUGGCAAUAUUAUUGAAGUCGAUUUCAGCGAUGUUGUGUCCAACUGUUCUUGGUCAAGUAGUGAUGGACGUUGUAGUAAAUCCACCAAAAUCAAAUGAACCAUCUUAUGAAUUAUUUCAAAAAGAAAAAGAACAGACUUUAUAUUCUUUAGCGGAGCGAUCGAAAUUAGUAGUCGAUACAUUAAAUACCAUUCCAGGUUUUAAGGUUAAUCCAGCUAUGGGUGCGAUGUAUGUAUUUCCACGAAUUGAUUUACCAAAAAAAGCUAUAGAGGUAGCGGAAAGAGAAGGCCAACAGCCUGAUGUCUUUUAUGCUUUCAAAUUAUUAGAAUCUACCGGAAUAUGCGUAAUACCAGGUUCUGGUUUCGGACAACAACCUGGAACCUAUCAUUUUAGGACGACAAUUUUACCGCAAGGAAAAAUAAAAACAAUGCUUGAAUGCCUGAGACAGUUCCAUCUUAAGUUCCUUGAGGAGUACAAAUAAUAAUAUUUGAAAAUUUUUAUAUUAUUUUAAUCUCGAAAUCAGGGUCAUAAUAUAUGAAUCAGUAUUAAAUUUUCAUGAAAUUAUUUUGAAUUUAUUCGGAAGAUUAUUUUGCACUUUAUAGUAAAAAAAUAUAAAAAAGAACUUUUGAGAUUGUUAUAAAGUAGAUUUAUUAUACACGUAUUUGUAUGUAUCACAAUAAUUCAUUGAUAACUAAUAGAUGAUAUGUUUUUUUAUAAUA
Molecule: messenger RNA, 1998 nt
Organism: Apis florea (little honeybee)
Lineage: Eukaryota; Metazoa; Arthropoda; Insecta; Hymenoptera; Apidae
Product: alanine aminotransferase 1
Biological process (GO): biosynthetic process
Molecular function (GO): pyridoxal phosphate binding; transaminase activity
Source: RefSeq, a predicted model, not a curated record